Betta splendens (Siamese fighting fish) is the source of this 4383-nucleotide messenger RNA. It is a transcript of the gene agbl5, whose product is annotated as AGBL carboxypeptidase 5. Bases 240 to 3143 code for a protein of 967 amino acids. Gene Ontology annotation, biological process: proteolysis; protein deglutamylation. The transcript has 17 exons. Lineage: Eukaryota; Metazoa; Chordata; Actinopteri; Anabantiformes; Osphronemidae. The record is from RefSeq and is a predicted model, not a curated record. Gene Ontology annotation, molecular function: metallocarboxypeptidase activity; zinc ion binding.
CACCAUACUACUUGUUACUGCACAAGCGAUGUGCAUGUUUCCAGGUAGCGUUCCUUUCUACGGAGAAACUUGAACGCAGCAUACAUAGCGACGAACUGCGAACUGGGGCUUGAGAAGGACGACGAAAACAAAAAAUGGACAUGCAUCGGGAAUAACCUGGGUUUGUAUGUCAGACGCCUGACUGGAGCUUCACAAAAGCCUGAGGGUUAGAAAACUACCUGACCCCAGAGUUGGGAACCAUGGAAGCUCGCUUUGGUAACAUCGUGUUCAGCUCUAAAUUUGACUCAGGGAACUUGGCCCGUGUGGAGAAGGUGGAGAAGGGCAGCUCCAGCCCUUCCUCUGACACGGCCUCCAGCGGCAGUGCCCCCGUUGGGUCCAACCUCAGCCCUGACUAUGAGUUCAACGUGUGGACGCAGGCAGACUGUGCUGGCACAGAGCAUGAGAAUGGAAAUAGAUCAUGGUUUUACUUCAGUGUGCGUGGUGCAGCAGCUGGGAAAGUCCUGAAGAUUAAUGUGAUGAAUAUGAACAAUCAGAGGAAGCUUUACAGCCAGGGCAUGGCUCCUCUUGUUCGCACUUUACCUGGCAAAAACCGCUGGGAAAGGGUUCGAGACAGACCCACGACUGAAAUUGUUGAUAACCAGUUCAUUCUCUCCUUCACUCACCGGCUGUCGGAGGUGCGAGGAGCGACCACCUACUUCUCCUUCUGCUAUCCAUACUCAUACAGCGAGUGCCAGGAGAUGCUGCAGCACCUGGAUGGGAGGUACCCCAGUGUCGCCCAACUCAGUCCAAGCAGUGCACCAGACGUUGUGUAUUACCACAGGGAGUUGCUGUGCCACUCUCUAGAUGGAAAUAGAGUGGACCUGCUCACUGUGACCAACUGCAGCGGGAUGCAGGAGGGGAGAGAGCCCCGGCUGCCUAAGCUGUUUCCCGACACCAACACUCCAAGACCACACUGCUUCUCUGGCAAACGGGUGUUUUUCCUCAGCAGUCGGGUUCACCCUGGAGAAACCCCCUCAUCCUUUGUGUUCAACGGUUUCCUAAACUUUAUCUUGAGAAGCGAAGACCCACGAGCUCACAUGCUCCGGACCAUGUUUGUGUUCAAACUCAUUCCCAUGCUCAACCCAGACGGAGUUAUCCGUGGACACUACAGGACUGAUUCCAGAGGAGUAAACUUGAACAGGCAAUACCUAAACCCCAGCCCUGAGCUGCACCCGUCCAUCUACGCAGCCAAAACACUUUUACUGUAUCACCAUACACACAACCGUUUACACAACCCACAGACCAGCGCUUACUUGAACGGCCCAGCACACGCACAGACGGCGCCCUCCAUCGUCAAACCAAACCAGCACCAUGCACCUCCCCUCACCGCUCUCGAGGUGAGCUUGAAUCAACGGAACGCAGAGAAGGACGCAGGUCCCGCACAGCCAGAUGUUCCCAUGGUGAUGGAAGAAAACAGCUGGGUCCCCACUGAAAUGGGGAAGGCGAACCUGAACAGCUCGUCAAGCUCCUCGGAGACUGUAGCUUCUGUCACUGUAGAAGUAACCGCUCCACAGGGGGAAGAACAGGAAUCCAUUUCACCCCAGGAGGGGGGUGUUGCAUAUUAUGUGGACUUGCACGGCCAUGCCUCCAAACGAGGAUGCUUUAUGUAUGGAAAUAGCCUCCCUGAUGAGAGCCAGCAGGUAGAGAACAUGCUGUAUCCGAGGCUCAUAGCGGUGAACUCUGCCCACUUUGAUUUCCAGGGCUGCAACUUCUCAGAGAAAAACAUGUAUGCGCGGGACAAAAGGGAUGGCCAGUCUAAAGAAGGCAGCGGGCGGGUGGCCAUGUACAAGGCCAUAGGGCUGCUUCACAGCUACACCUUGGAAUGCAACUACAACACAGGGAAAAGCAUGAACACCAUCCCACCGGCUUGCCAUGACAGUGGACGGGCAACCCCACCUCCGCCUCCAUCAUUCCCUCCAAAAUACACUCCAGAUAUAUUUGAACAGGUGGGCCGUGCCGUGGCUAUAUCAGCCCUGGAUAUGGCAGAGUCCAACCCAUGGCCACGACUGGUGCUGUCCGAGCACAGCUGCCUGACAAACCUCCGAGCCUGGAUCCUCAAGCAUGUACGGAACACCAAAGGCCUGAAUACACACAUAAACGCCCACCACCCACCCAAAGUACACCACAACGGCAGCAAGGCAUCACCACCAAAGAGUUUCAAUAACUGUCUGUCCGGCUCAGCAUCGGAGAACACCCUCAGCCGCGUACGCUGCAACAGCCACAGUAGCAGCAGCCAGACGCCCUCCCCCAAAAUGCACAGCUCCCCCAGCUUCACCUUUGGCUGCCCCCCAGCCCGAGCUCACGCGCAGCACAAUGGCACAUACACAAGCGGACGGCUUGGGGGCAACAAGACGCUUGGGCCAGUCAGGGACGCUAAGCCUCAGGAGAAGAGACGGCCCCCUCACCACCGCUCCAUCCUGCGGUCUCCCAGCAACAGCCACACACACUCCCGCCCCCCACUCUCACCCCCUUCCUCCUCCUCCUCCUCGUCUUCCUCAGUGUGUGCAACAGGAUCCUGUUCCCUCCCAGCAUCCGUCAGUAUGACAGGCCUCAGCUGUCCCGACUUUCAGGCAAGUGGAGCCAGUUCAUCCGGUUGCUCCAAAAUCCCUUUCCCCAUGCGUACAGGGCGUGUGGGGAGAGGCUGCCGACCUCUCACCAUCACUCAUCACCCCACAGAGACUUCUAAUGAGUUGGGGCCUGAACACAUCCUUUCAUCCAUCAAAUUUAGCAAAUGCGAUCUGCAGCCUCACGUGGGCCGCAGGGUGUGGUCACCUGACGUCCCUGCCAUACAUGACAGUAAAACAUCCAGUGGCAUCCAUGGCAACAAAGAGGAGUCGGCCACCAUGAAGGUCUGGAAGCUCAUCAGACCUGGACUUCACCGACACCUGUCACUAUCAGGUGUAUCAGGGAAGGACGGUGCACUACAACGUGCCUCUCAAGCGCUAAGAAAGAAGAGCACCGACCGCAGUUUACCCUACAAAGGGAGUAAUAUCAUAGAAACCGAACCGGAGACAGAUGAAACGCUGCAACAGGCUGGGGAAGCGACAGUGAUGCCUCUGCCUGAACAAGUGAGCGCAUGUGAGACCCUAUGUGGAGAAGCCUAGGAACUGCACAGAGCAAGAGGUGCCGGUGUUUGACCGUUUUUGUUAAUGUGAGCCUAGUGCAUCCAAAUAUUUCAAACAAGCAUUGGUUGUGUUUUAAAGCAUCGUAACAUUGUUUGUUAGCAUGGGGGUCUUUAGACAUAUCGAAGUGCUGCACAGCACAAUCUAUGAGCAGCUGUCGAGUGCCUUCCCCAGCGAGUCCACGGCAGUGGCACAUUUCCCCCCAACCAAGUUGUGUGGAGAUCCAUAAAUAUUUCAGCUAACAUUUACCUUUUUGUAAUUUUGUUCCUUAACUAAAAGAUGUUAAAUGAACUCUGGCCAAUACUGUUAUGCACUGAUACAGCCACAUAUAAAACGGCAAAGGUUUAACUCCAAACUGAAGAGCACAAACACUUUUAAACUGUCUUGUUUUUAAUGGAUAUAGAAAACAACUGUGUGACACAAGUGUAAUGUAAUUCUUCCAGAAGUUGUUGUGCUGUGCGUUGUUUAUAAUGACCAUAAAAGCUAUUUAUCCCAUUCAAUGAUAAUCUACAAAGUAGAACAUGAAGAGUGGAACUUGUUCCUUAGUGAUUUAAGUGUGUAAAAUUAUAAAAGAAUACUUUACUGCGGGUCUUCAACUCGCUUAUUUAAAUGAUUGUUGGUCUCGGAUACAUUUUCUGAGUAAUACACACUUGGAACCUGAAAGUCCCAGCUGCCAGUUAAGGAGGAUAAGGCCAAACAGAUCUGACUAGGUGCUCAUGUGAAAAUUGACACUACGCUACAGAAUAAGGUGGCAGCAAGUGAAUUACAGCCACCCUCCAAGGCUGGUGGAGGUGGAAAGCGUCAAAAUACAGCAGAAUUCCAGGAAAAACACGCUGUUUGCACAUAGGAAACUGUAACUUGGGGAAAUAUUAUCCGAACCAAAGUUGAACAGCAGGGAAUGAAAAAACAUUUGUCCAAAUCCACACCCAAAACACAGUAAUUAUAAUUCAUAGGGUAAGAAUACUAACAUAUUGAAAUUUAAUUUAUAAUUACACUGAUGUUUUAUUUUUCACAUUCUUGAUUAAGAAUUUAAUAUGCACAUUCAUCUAAAGUAUGUAGAUACUUUUAUAGGCACUGUAGUCCUGUAGAGCUUCAUGCCCAUCACUACACCUGUAUGGUUCUUUAUUAUAAUAUAUGUUCACAUGAAAGCAUGUUAUAUAAGUAUAUCCUGAUUUAUAUCUUGUGACAUUUUUUACCAAUUAAAAAAAUUAAGUGUGUCUGA